CUUUUGACUGGUACUACCGCCUUUCAAGCUCCAUCAGCUUCAUUUAAGCGCUUAGAACCAAGAGGCUUUAUGGUAUGGAUACCACAUAAGCCUGGUAUUUCUUUAUUUGCAUUCCAUGGAAAUUUAAAUCGGCAAAUGAACGGCUUAGAAGCAGGUACUUGGUCCGUCGAUAUAACUAAUAAUGAAAAUGGAUUUUGGGUGUAUAGGAAUCAUGAUGCCGUAGUAAAUCCAGGUGAUAGAAUAUAUUUUUGGACUUACGUCUUAAAGGAUGGUCUCGGUUAUCGUCAGGAUAAUGGUGUGUUUUAUGUUUAGUCUACAUAUGUGAACUAUGAAAAUAUUUUUAAAAAUAUAUUUUUAAUUAAAUACUUUCAUUUAAAAAUUAAG
Teleopsis dalmanni is the source of this 384-nucleotide messenger RNA. RefSeq names its product beta-1,3-glucan-binding protein-like. The transcript has a single exon. The annotation marks the transcript as partial. The record is from RefSeq and is a predicted model, not a curated record. Lineage: Eukaryota; Metazoa; Arthropoda; Insecta; Diptera; Diopsidae. Gene Ontology annotation, molecular function: carbohydrate binding.